Messenger RNA from Parasteatoda tepidariorum (common house spider), 1498 nucleotides. RefSeq names its product dual specificity protein phosphatase 3. Lineage: Eukaryota; Metazoa; Arthropoda; Arachnida; Araneae; Theridiidae. Gene Ontology annotation, biological process: protein dephosphorylation; negative regulation of MAPK cascade. The record is from RefSeq and is a predicted model, not a curated record. Gene Ontology annotation, molecular function: protein tyrosine/serine/threonine phosphatase activity; MAP kinase phosphatase activity. Gene Ontology annotation, cellular component: cytoplasm.
UUUUAUUUUUUUUAAAAGGAUGUAGAUUUCAGGUUGUUAUGACAAUAUGAUGGAACAUCUUGUGUAAAUAAAUGUGUUAAAAGGAAAUCUAUUUUUAUAAAAUCGAGUCAGUAUUUUUAUUUUAAUUAAGUAAAGUAGAGAACGACAGAAUAUUUAACUUCCUGUUAGAGUCUCACAAAAUUAGUGGUGAACAAGGGUGUGAAGAAUUUUAAAUUUCAUAUGAAGUACUAAAAAUAAAUAAAUGGAAUCUACUUUUAACAGAGGGCAGCAGAGGUACUGUCACUAUUUAAGCAUUUAAAAAAAUGAUUAAAUAACUAAAAAUCUUAAAAGUUGAAUAGUGUGAAAUUACGUGUUAAGAAAUGCUGUCUUUGAGAACACGAUCCUUCAUGUUCUACAGCGGCAGCAUGCAGCAUUUAUGCAUAAAUGCCUAACUUCCUUUACACCCAAAAAUCUUCUUAGCACGUUCGCUUACAUUGCAUGAAAUAUUACAUCCUCAAAACUCAUUCCAUUAUCAAUUACGCGGUCUGACAUCGAACGUGUGAAACGUGACAAAUAUGAGGUAAUAGUUCCAGAUUUACUUUGAAAAUGGUACUAAUUUUCGCCAACAUAGACGGUACUGAGAUAAACAGCAUGCGUGCCAUUGACUCCAAAUUUAAACUCCUGAAGUUAUCUGAAGAUGUUAGAGACAGCUAAAAAUGUUUUUGGAAAAGCCAGCUGUCUUAGUCAUGAUUCUAAAUGUGUUCCCCCUGCUGUCGUAAGGUCGAAACAUACCUGUCAGUCAGCGCCUCCCAGCGUCAAAAAAAAGCCAGAAUUCGCCAAUUUAGAAUCGUUUUAAAAAUGUUAUUUGAUCUAUGAGGUAGAUUUGAGCAGGUGCUGCUGCAGUCUUCAGUAUUUUGACACCAUGCGGUGCAUAAAAUAGGAUUACAGCUCAGUAGGUAAAAGAACAUGCAUUGCACAGUUGACGAGGCCAAGGGAAUAUGUCUUUUUCCCUAUGGCAAGCAAGAAUAUCCCACUGAAGACAUGGAUGAGGUUUAUCCAGGAAUAUACAUUGGGAAUUCAGCUUCUGCCGCCAAUUUAGCCGAACUCAAAGCCAAGAAUGUUAAAUAUGUUCUAAAUUCUGCAUUUGGAACAGACAGUUCACUGAAAAUGGUGCACGUUCUUUCUGAGAAAGACUAUACUCAAUCUGGAAUAAGUUUUCUUGGAGUUCCGGCUGUAGACCACAUGUCUUAUUCUAUAAGUGAACAUUUUAAUGAAGCUUUGGUGUUCAUAAAAGGAGCCGUAACCACGGAGAGGAGUAUUUUGGUGCACUGUGUAGAAGGAAUAAGUCGUUCAGCAACUUUAGUGUUGGCUUAUUUGGUGAAAGAAGUUGGCAUGAAUCUGCAAGAAGCUAUAAGAAGUGUGCGUCAACGGAGAGAGAUCUUACCUAAUGAUGGAUUCUUGUUGCAGUUGUGUAUUUUAAAUGAAAGUAGAAAUAAAAAGUUAUGAAUAGUUACAGAUA